AUGGAAGUUUGCCAUCUUUGGCUGCUGUUGGGUAGCCUUGUGGUUCGUUGUCCUUCUGUCGGUGGCUCAGAAGGUGAAGUGAAAGAUGAUGCCAUGUUGACAGCCACCACCAAGUACUUGCGGCAAGCAUCGACGCCAAAGGAACGAGGCUUGGCAUUGCCACAUUGGUUUUGUUCCUUCUUUGAUGAGACUGCCCCUGAUCACCCUUGUGACAACCAUACAAAUGGCUUCAAUGUGACCUGUCCACUGGUGCAACCAUUGAGUAAUCAAUCAACUGAUUUUGAUAUGCAACGGUUCAUUGAGCGCUCUUGGUUUGUGCAAAAGCAACAAGUGAAUGGCUUUCAGCCUUCUGUGGAAGAUGAUUUCUUUUGCCUGGUCCAUACCUGGCUGAAUCGCACAGAAGAUGAAUUCUUUGAUUAUCUUCAUUUUGGAACCGUUGGCAGCAUUGACGGACCACAACAGGAGUGGGAUGUUGGUUUUGAUGCUUUACCACCAGCCUUAUCAAGUUGGUGUUCUGGACAAGACGAACAUGGUGGAGGGUAUCUGCGGAUUUCUCCCUGCCUAUUGCGGCCCCUGUUGGGGAAAGUGGGUAUCCCACUCUGGGUUUUAGCAGUUGCUGCGGAUGACUCCUGGGCCAUUAUCAGCGGAGGUGAACCCGAGACUGUUCGACAAAUUGACCCACCAUUGUGUACCACUAGAAUCAAUGUUUCAGCAGAAGCCAUAGCAGACACCAGUGGAACAGGGCUUUGGCUCUUGACAAGGGCAAGAAUUGCCAGCAAUGAUACUCUUGCAGAAAUGGAACAACUCUUGCUGGAUAUGGGUAUCUUUACAGGGGAUCUCUUCCCUGUUGUACAGGAGGGAUGCAGUUAUGAAGGCACAACAUUGAUAGAAUGA
Molecule: messenger RNA, 894 nt
Organism: Seminavis robusta
Lineage: Eukaryota; Bacillariophyta; Bacillariophyceae; Naviculales; Naviculaceae
Source: the annotation of a GenBank genome assembly